UGUCGGCGGGGCCCCGGAGAUGUUUGGGAUCCAGGACCAGCUGCCCCGCGGGGCCACGGCCAGCAUGAAGGAGGAGCCGCUGGCCGUCCGCUCCUGGAUGCACUCGGCCGGCGUGGUGGACGCCAACACCGCCGCUCAGAGCGGGGUGGGGUUAGCUCGCGCUCACUUUGAGAAGCAGCCUCCGUCCAAUCUGAGGAAAUCAAACUUCUUCCACUUUGUUUUGGCGCUCUAUGACCGUCAGGGCCAGCCGGUGGAGAUUGAGCGAACCACCUACGUCGACUUUGUGGAGAAGGAGAAGGAACCGACUGGAGAGAAAACCAACAACGGGAUUCACUACAAGCUCCAGCUGCUGUACAGUAAUGGGGUGAGAACGGAGCAGGACCUGUACGUCCGACUCAUCGACUCCAUGACUAAACAGCCGAUCAUCUAUGAAGGUCAGGAUAAGAACCCAGAGAUGUGCCGAGUUCUGCUGACUCAUGAAAUCAUGUGCAGUCGCUGCUGUGAUAAGAAGAGCUGUGGAAACAGGAAUGAGACGCCGUCAGACCCCGUCAUCAUCGACAGGUUCUUCCUCAAGUUCUUCCUGAAGUGUAACCAGAACUGCCUGAAGAACGCUGGGAACCCCCGAGACAUGAGGCGGUUCCAGGUGGUGGUCUCAACAACGGUAAACGUAGAUGGUCAUGUGCUCGCCGUCUCAGACAACAUGUUCGUACACAACAACUCUAAACAUGGCCGCCGUGCACGGAGGCUUGACCCAUCUGAAGGUAAGCAGGAUUUUUUUUACACAGCCACGCCCUGUAUCAAAGCCAUCAGCCCCAGUGAGGGCUGGACGACGGGUGGAGCCACCGUCAUCCUGAUCGGAGACAACUUCUUUGACGGUCUGCAGGUCGUCUUCGGGACCAUGUUGGUGUGGAGCGAGCUGAUAACCCCUCAUGCGAUAAGGGUCCAGACUCCGCCCCGUCACAUCCCUGGGGUCGUGGAGGUCACGCUGUCCUAUAAGUCCAAACAGUUCUGUAAAGGAGCUCCAGGACGCUUCGUCUACACAGCAUUAAAUGAACCGACUAUCGACUACGGCUUCCAGAGGUUACAGAAGGUCAUUCCUCGCCACCCUGGAGACCCAGAGAGGCUGCCAAAGGAGGUGCUGUUGAAGAGAGCAGCUGACCUAGUGGAGGCACUCUACGGGAUGCCCCACAACAACCAGGAGAUCAUCCUGAAGAGAGCGGCCGACAUCGCCGAGGCACUCUACAGCGUUCCAAGGAACCACAACCAGAUCCCGUCACUAGGCAACACCACCUCCCAUGGCAUGAUGGGAGUGAACUCCUUCAGUGGACAGCUAGCAGUCAACGUGUCCGACGCAACGCAAGUCGGCUACAGUCGUAACACCAGCAGUGUGUCGCCACGGGGGUACGUACCAAGCUCCACCCCCCAGCAAAGUAACUACGGUAACACAGUGAGCAACAGCAUGAACGGCUACGGAAACACCGGCAUGCCAAACCUUGGAGUGGCAACGUCUCCCGGAUUCCUCAACGGCUCGUCCACCAACUCGCCCUACGGCAUCGUCCCGUCCAGUCCCACCAUGGCGGUUUCCAACUGUAACUCCUCCCACGGUGUCUUCUCCUUCUCAGCUGCAGUCAAACAGAAGAGCGCCUUUGCUCCAGUUGUCCGACCGUCUGCGUCUCCUCCUCCUCCUCCUAACUGCUCCGGCAACAACUCCAACGGGCUUCAAGCCAUGUCCGGUCUGGUCGUCCCUCCGAUGUAGACGCCGUCUUUCUCAGUCCUCAUCUCUCCUCGCCCUUAGCCACGAGCACCAAUCACCUCAAAGGAAGAGGAGCCCGCGGCCU
Molecule: messenger RNA, 1838 nt
Organism: Cheilinus undulatus (humphead wrasse)
Lineage: Eukaryota; Metazoa; Chordata; Actinopteri; Labriformes; Labridae
Gene: ebf3a
Product: EBF transcription factor 3a
Exons: 16
Coding region: 20-1756 (578 amino acids)
Biological process (GO): regulation of transcription by RNA polymerase II
Molecular function (GO): RNA polymerase II cis-regulatory region sequence-specific DNA binding; DNA-binding transcription factor activity, RNA polymerase II-specific
Source: RefSeq, a predicted model, not a curated record